AUGGCGGGGUUGCCUAACCGCCAUUACUGGCAACUCAAUUCUGCUCAUCCUUCACAGCAGCCAUGGUCUCCUUCCCCAGGAUUCGAUGUCGUCCCUCCUUCACCUCACCACCACCAUCACCACCAACAGCAGCAGCCUCUCCCUCCACAAUCGCCAUACGAAGCCUAUGACCAGUCCGUCAAUGGUGUCCUUGCCUACCGACCUCGUGUCGACGAAUACACCUACACUGGCAUCCACCACGCCAUGACUUCGCCCACGACCAUGUCUGGAACACCUCAACCGAGUACGCAGGACUACCCUGAUGACCCAAGCUUCGAGACUGGCUCAGAUGGCCGUGUUGAAAUGAACCAGGAAGAUGUCGACGCCAUCAUCCGCAACAAGAGGAAGGUCAGAGAUCCAAAGGCUUGCUAUGCUUGCCACCGUCGAAAAGUCAAGUGCAACAGGGAACUACCAUGCGACUCAUGUGUCAAGAGAGAUCACCCAGAGCUGUGCUCGUAUGAGCGACCAACCAAGAAGCGUCGCAUUGCUAUGACCACAAGCUUCCCACGCCAGAACAGCGACGGCUCAGAUGUCAAGGAUCCUUCACUCCAGAGCGGACCCAAUGUCACUGUCCCCAAGGAACAAUGGGAGCGCAUCAACAAGGAGCUCGCACAGAUGAGGGAGCAGAUUGCCACCACAGUCGACGCACCCGGAGAGGCCGAUGGUGUCGCCAAGGAUGGUGUCGCUGGCCAAGAAGAGACGGACCGUGAAGGUAUUCAUGCUCAGAGCAAUCAGAUGGGAACCACACAUCUCGGUGGUCGCUCCGUGUUGGCGUACAUGAUGGGUCUGGGCCGAAGCAAGUCGGCACAGGAUACGGCGCUUCACAUGCUUAAGGACAAUAUCCUUCCGAACCUGGGCCUCGACAACGACAGCGUCACAUAUCCCUUCGUGGACCUCUGGAGUACCGACAACAGCAUCAAGGAUAUCGAUGGGCUCUGCAGCGCUAUUCCUGCUGACAAUCUUUGCAAACAGUUCUUCUACUCAUACCGAGAUGUUGCAUGCACGAUCUAUCCAGUCGUCGCCGAGCCGGCCGCUUUUGAAGCUACCCUCAACUUCAUGCUCGCCAAUCGAACGAAGGUACAACAAGGAGGCUUCCAACUUGACCCAAGCAAUCCCAUGGGUGUCUCGCUACCCACGUUGGCACUCAUGUUUGCUGUCAUGGCUUCCGGUGCACAGUGUUCUCAGAUUAGUGCUAAGGAGCGGGAGUUGACGUCGCAAGUCUAUGUCUGCUGCUCAUAUCAAGCCCUGCGCAUGGCGAACUUCCUCACUCACCCGAAUCUGGAGACUAUCCAAGCACUACUCAUCAUCACUAACGUGCUGUCGUACAACAUGAACCCUGGUGUCGCUUACAUCUUCCUUGGACUGGUCAUUCGCAUGGCCUUCUCGAUGGGUCUGCAAAUCACGCCGACCGGAUUCUCGGAUCACGAGAGCUGGCUUCGUCGUCGGGUCUGGUGGGCAAUCGCCUGGCAAGAUUCACACUUUAGCGUCAGCUAUGAUCGCCCUACUUCGACCGUUUUAUGCAACCCAGAGAUUCCAUAUGCUCCUGAAAGCACCGAGGACAAUCGCAACUAUGCCGAGACUAUGUACAACAUCAUCAAACUUACCCAAGACAUCAUCCGCGAAAGGACAUUCAAGCCCAAUCAAAGGAUGAGCUGGAGCUCAAUACAGAAAUACAGGGAAGGCGUCAUCAACAUCGUGGGUGACGCUGCACCACAUCUCCGCGAACGAUCAGCAUGUGGCAGCGACAAGCAGAAUCAUAUCGAGCGACUCGCCCUGAAGCUGCACUCAUCGUACCUGAUCAGCGAGCUCUGUCGACCAGCGCUACGCGAGACAGGUCGCUCAGAAGACCAAACGCCUAGCGGCACACCAGUCGGCUCACCGACCUCAUCACAGGCACGCCGCAAAUCCCGAACCUCAUCUCGGUCCCCACCAGCGGACCCCAAUCUACCCCAACAACUCCGCCGCGACUGUCUCCGUGGUCUGGAGGGAACCAUCGAUGCCUACGUCGAGCUCACCAAGCACUCCGAACUCGCCGCCCGCAGCUGGAUCGGCAUACAGCGUGCCGUCUCCGCCGCCUUCCUUCUCGGCACCCUGCCUGAAGCAAGUCAAGAAUCGCGCAUCAUCGACCUCUUGCGCGAGCUCGAGAAUUGUAUCUUCAAGUUGACCGAUGAAGACCCGGCGUUCGAUGCUCUUCGUCGCAACGACCCCAAUCUGACACCGACGGCGGAUCAUCCAUCGACGGAUGACAGCAGCAUAUGGGCACGCAGCAUGACGAAAAGUCUGCUGACGCUGCGACAGCUGAACGCCUCCCUCGCUAACAACGUCGUUGGAGCUUCUCACAGACUGGCGCAUCCAAUGCCUAGACACAACGGCAUGAACAUGACAGUGCUCCACAUGGACGGUGGUCAGAUGCAGCAUCCUUACCCGCAACCUCAUCAUCAUGCUAUGAACAUGCCGCCGAGGAGCGCUUACCCACCCCUGUCGACUGCUGGCAUGGGCGGGCCUUCUAGUGCUGGUGUGAAGAUGGAGCAUCAUAGCCCGACCAUCGGUAACGGGGUAAUGGUUGGUGGACCGUCGAUGCCGCCGGGACUUGUCAUUCCAGUGUCUGGUCCGGGUGGGAGUCUUCCAGGGAGUGCGACAGCGAUGCAUCCGCCUGGUGGAAUGUGGAACUAG
Cyphellophora attinorum is the source of this 2712-nucleotide messenger RNA. RefSeq lists its product as uncharacterized. Gene Ontology annotation, biological process: regulation of DNA-templated transcription; DNA-templated transcription. The record is from RefSeq and is a predicted model, not a curated record. NCBI's taxonomy places the organism in Eukaryota, Fungi, Ascomycota, Eurotiomycetes, Chaetothyriales, Cyphellophoraceae. Gene Ontology annotation, molecular function: zinc ion binding; carboxy-lyase activity; DNA-binding transcription factor activity, RNA polymerase II-specific. The coding region runs from base 1 to 2712 and encodes 903 amino acids. The transcript is spliced from 3 exons.